Messenger RNA from Opisthocomus hoazin, 3744 nucleotides. The record is from RefSeq and is a predicted model, not a curated record. NCBI's taxonomy places the organism in Eukaryota, Metazoa, Chordata, Aves, Opisthocomiformes, Opisthocomidae.
AUGGCAUGCCACCUCUCCUACCGCUGCGCAGGGAACCGCUUCCCGCGGGGGACCAAGGUGUCACCCAGCAACGCGUCGGUCCCGGGAAACCGCUGGGCAGAGGCUAAAACCAGCGAGAGGAGUGCGGCUGGGGAGACGCCGCAGCUUUGCCCGUGGCGGAGGUGUGAUCGCUGCUGCAAGGCCAACGACGAGAACCCGUCCCGGAACCGUCCCCCAACCCCCACCCCCCCUGCCGCUGCGCCGGAGCCGGCUGUCGCAGGAGCGGCCGAGGGCAGCGCGCGUAGGACGGAGUUUGAGUGGUUCGUACAGAGACUGAAGCAAGGCGUGAGGGCGAAGGGAGACCCUCCCGCUGGGUCACCGGGCUCGGAACGGACCCCCUCGCUGUCCAACCCCCUCCUCAGCAAGGAGCCCGCCUGCCGCUGCAUCCAGACCUGGCCUCACACCGCAGUGGUUCAUGCCGAAAGGAUGCAUGGAGCAGCAGUCGAAGGCUUGCAUCAGAUUGCGCAGAACAAGGUGGCAGUGCUGCUGCUGGCUGGAGGACAAGGAACGCGCCUGGGAGUGAGCUAUCCCAAGGGCAUGUACAACGUGGGGCUGCCCAGUGGCAAGACCUUGUAUCAGAUCCAAGCAGAAAGAAUCUGCAAAGUGGAGCAGCUCGCUGGCCAGAGACACCGCUGCAAGUGUGCCGUCCCCUGGUACAUCAUGACAAGCGAGUUCACGCUGGGGCCGACGGAGGAGUUCUUUGUCGAACACAACUACUUCAACCUGGAUAGAUCCAACGUGGUCAUGUUUGAACAGAGGAUGCUGCCCGCUGUCACCUUUGAUGGGAAGGCCAUCUUGGAGGAGAAGGGGAAAAUUGCUAUGGCUCCAGAUGGCAAUGGUGGCUUAUACCGCGCUUUGGUGGAUAAUAAGAUCUUGGACGACAUGAAGCGGCGUGGAAUCCAGUAUGUCCAUGUAUACUGUGUGGAUAAUAUCCUCGUGAAAAUGGCAGAUCCAGUCUUCAUAGGCUUCUGUGUUUCCGAAGGGGCAGAUUGCGGUGCCAAGGUGGUGGAGAAGGCCUACGCGACAGAGCCGGUCGGUGUGGUGUGCUGCGUGGACGGGCUCUGCCAGGUGGUGGAAUACAGCGAGAUCAGCCUGGAGACUGCGCAGCAGCAGAGCCCCGAUGGGGGACUGAUGUACAGCGCUGGCAAUAUCUGCAACCAUUUCUUCACAGUGGAGUUCCUGGAGACGGUGGCCCAGGAAUAUGAGCCACAGCUGAGGCAUCACGUAGCCAUAAAGAAGGUGCCCUACAUUGACGAGGAGGGAAAUCUGGUAAAACCACUAAAACCGAACGGGAUAAAGCUGGAGAAGUUUGUGUUUGAUGUGUUCCAGUUCUCUAAGAAUUUUGUGGCAUUUGAAGUUUUGAGGGAAGAGGAGUUCUCGCCGCUAAAAAGUGCAGACACAGCUGACAAAGACACUCCUACCACUGCUCGGCGAGCCCUCCUGGGCCAGCAUUACCGCUGGGCUCUCCAGGCCGGGGCCAGAUUUCUAGAUGAAAAUGGUUGCAGGAUCCCGGAGAAACUCAGUCAUUGGUCCUGGGAAAGCUGCUUCCGUAAAUGGAAGCAGCUGUCUCGACUACAGCGGAGCGUGAUUCUCUUCCUGUUGGCCUUCCUGGCAGUCUGUGGAGUUGUGUCAUACACCAGCCUGGGGGAACCGUGGAGAAGUCUAGCAAACAAAUCGCUGGAUGAUCAGAGAACAGAACCAGAAAUUCCUGGAUUAAAGCUGGCAAAUCCAGCCGUGCUGCCAGCACCCCAGAAAGCAGAUUCCAGUCUCGGAGACCACCCAGAGCUUUCACCGCAGAAGCUGCCAAGGCCGCCUCAUGUUCGGCGUGGUCCUUCCAAUCUGCAGAUCAAGCCACCACGGAGGGAUGUGAGGCUGAAGACCCGGCAUGAUACCAGCAAGGCUGUAGAAGAGCCGGUCCAGGCUGAUAAAGAGGAGAAAACAGAGAAAUCUGUUAUCAGCUGGAGAGGAGCAGUGAUAGAACCUGACCAAAGCACUGAACCUCCAUCUAGUAGAAUAAAGGAACCAGAAAAACCUUCAUCUGUGGAAGCAGAAGAGCAGAAAGAACCAGUGCCCAUCAAUGAGCGUCAGACGGCGGUGAUAGAAGCCUUCCACCACGCCUGGAAAGGAUACAAGGAUUUUGCCUGGGGCCAUGACGAGCUGAAGCCUUUGUCCAAGUCCUACAGCGAGUGGUUUGGGCUCGGGCUUACCUUAAUUGACGCCUUGGAUACCAUGUGGAUUUUAGGCUUAAAAGAAGAGUUUGAAGAAGCAAGAAAAUGGGUAGCAAACAAUUUAGUAUUUGAUAAAAAUGUGGAUGUGAACCUCUUUGAGAGCACUAUUCGUAUCCUGGGGGGCUUACUGAGCACCUACCACCUCUCUGGAGAUAGCCUGUUCCUGGAGAAAGCUAAGGACAUUGGGAACAGGCUUAUGCCAGCAUUCAAGACCCCCUCCAAGAUCCCAUACUCUGAUGUCAACAUUGGCCGGGGCACUGCACAUCCACCUCGCUGGACAUCCGACAGCACUGUGGCAGAGGUGACCAGUAUUCAGCUGGAGUUUAGGGAGCUCUCUCGUCUCACUGGAGAUGAGAAAUUCCAGAAAGCUGUAGAUGAGGUGAUGAAGCAUGUUCACACCCUCUCAGGGAAAAAUGACGGACUAGUGCCUAUGUUCAUAAACACCAACAGUGGGCAGUUCACUCACCUGGGUGUCUAUACGCUGGGAGCCAGAGCCGACAGCUACUACGAGUAUUUGCUCAAGCAAUGGAUUCAGGGUGGGAAAAAGGAAAAUGAACUGUUGGAAGACUACGUGAGAGCCAUAGAAGGCGUGAAAAAGCAUCUUCUUCAGAGAUCAGAGCCCAAGAAGCUGACUUUUGUAGGAGAGCUUGCUCACGGCCAUUUCAGUGCCAAGAUGGAUCACUUGGUUUGCUUUUUGCCGGGUACGUUGGCACUGGGAGCUCACAAUGGUUUGACUGCUGAUCAUAUGAAGCUGGCUGAAGCCCUGAUAGAAACCUGUUACCAGAUGUACGCUCAAGUGGAGACAGGCCUGAGUCCGGAGAUUGUACACUUCAAUCUUCAUGCACAAAAGGGCCACAAAGAUGUGGAAAUCAAGCCUGCAGACAGGCACAACUUACUGCGACCAGAAACUGUGGAAAGCCUUUUUUAUAUGUACAGAUUCACUGGUGAUAAGAAAUACCAGGACUGGGGCUGGGAAAUCUUGCAGAACUUCAAUAAAUACACACGGGUUCCUACAGGUGGUUAUACUUCCAUUAACAACGUUCAGAAUCCCAGUAAUCCAGAGCCACGGGAUAAGAUGGAGAGCUUCUUCCUUGGGGAAACGCUCAAAUACAUGUUCCUGCUGUUUUCAGACGACAUAGACUUAAUCAACCUUGACAAAUACGUCUUUAACACGGAAGCUCAUCCACUCCCGAUCUGGGCGCCAGCAUAGACUGGGUGUCAGUAGACCUUCCAAUGGUGGCAUUUUUAUCUUGAAGUCACUUUACUUUUCAGGGUUUGAGGAGAGAUGCUAUAUUGCACCUUUUUUUGGCUUAAAACAAACAAACAAAACCUUUGGGAAAGCAUCUCUGGUUUGGAGAAGUCAUGUCAGUCUUAAAUCUCCUCCCGCAUUCUGGGAUGGACAAGCCAUGUCCUACCAAGCUGGUUUUCCUGGUAUUGAUGAUGAGGUUCAGAGAACAAUUGUAGUGUGGACCACGAC